Molecule: messenger RNA, 1327 nt
Organism: Galeopterus variegatus (Sunda flying lemur)
Lineage: Eukaryota; Metazoa; Chordata; Mammalia; Dermoptera; Cynocephalidae
Gene: ALDH5A1
Product: aldehyde dehydrogenase 5 family, member A1
Exons: 9
Coding region: 1-1227 (408 amino acids)
Molecular function (GO): succinate-semialdehyde dehydrogenase (NAD+) activity
Source: RefSeq, a predicted model, not a curated record
AUGCGUGUGGGCACAGCUGGUCCUCAGUGCACAUCCCACAUGGAGCCGGAACAAGGCUGGAAUUUCGGGGGCGCCAAAGACAUCAAGACAUCAGCCAUCAAGACAAACACUAUUUCAGAGAGGAGUUCAUUACUUCGGAAAUGGUACAAUUUAAUGAUACAAAAUAAGGAUGACCUUGCCAAGAUAAUCACAGCUGAAUGUGGAAAGCCAUUGAAGGAGGCACAGGGAGAAAUUCUCUAUUCUGCCCAAUUCCUAGAGUGGUUUUCAGAGGAAGCCCGCCGCAUUUAUGGAGACAUUAUUUAUACCGCAGCAAAGGAAAAGCGGGCCUUGGUCCUCAAGCAACCCGUUGGUGUGGCCACAGUCAUCACCCCGUGGAAUUUCCCCAGUGCCAUGAUCACCAGGAAGGUGGGGGCUGCCCUGGCAGCCGGCUGCACUGUGGUGGUGAAACCUGCCGAAGACACACCGUUCUCCGCCCUGGCCCUGGCCGAGAUCCUGUUGCGUCAUGCAGCAAACUCUGUGAAGAGGGUCUCCAUGGAGCUGGGUGGCCUUGCUCCAUUCAUUGUAUUUGACAGUGCCAACGUGGACCAGGCUGUAGCAGGGGCCCUGGCAUCUAAAUUUAGGAACUCUGGACAGACUUGUAUUUGCUCAAACCGAUUCUUGGUGCAAAGAGGUAUCCAUGAUUCCUUUGUAAAAAAUUUUGCUGAGGCAAUGAAGAAAAACCUGCGUGUAGGUAAUGGAUUUGAGGAGGGAACCACUCAAGGCCCAUUAAUUAAUGAAAAAGCCAUAGAAAAGGUAGAAAAACACGUGAGCGAUGCAGUUUCCAAAGGGGCCACCAUUGUGACAGGCGGGAAGCGACACCAACUUGGAAAAAAUUUCUUUGAGCCCACCCUGCUCAGCAAUGUCACCCGGGACAUGCUUUGCUCUCAAGAAGAGACAUUUGGGCCUCUGGCACCAGUUAUCAAGUUCGACACAGAGGAGGAGGCUAUCGUGAUCGCUAACGCAGCUGACGUUGGGUUGGCAGGUUAUUUCUACUCUCAAGACCCAGCCCAGAUCUGGAGAGUGGCGGAGCAGCUGGAAGUUGGCAUGGUGGGCGUUAAUGAGGGACUGAUGUCCUCUGUGGAGUGCCCUUUUGGUGGGGUGAAGCAGUCUGGCCUUGGGCGAGAGGGGUCCAAGUAUGGCAUUGAUGAGUAUCUGGAACUCAAGUAUGUGUGUUACGGAGGCUUGUAGGAGUCUUCAGUCCUUUAAAAAAUAACAAAAGGAGCUUCCCUUAUAUGGGGAAAUGCCAUCAACUAUUUAAAAUAAACUAAUAGGUUAUCUGAAUGAUGAA